Molecule: messenger RNA, 1032 nt
Organism: Parnassius mnemosyne (clouded apollo)
Lineage: Eukaryota; Metazoa; Arthropoda; Insecta; Lepidoptera; Papilionidae
Source: the annotation of a GenBank genome assembly
AUGGCACAAAUUAAUCCAGCGCAAUCGUCAAAUGAUGAGAGCCUUAAGAAUAUUUUUGACGAAGCGAUGGAGCUCUAUAACAGCUUAGAAAAUGGAAAAGAAGCUACCAAUAGUGAUCCGGUUCAGAUGAGUUUAAGAACAGCAAUAACUAAAUUUGAAAAAGCCACAAAUUUGGUCUCCAUGUCAGAAAUGUUUAGCAGGAAUGAAAGCAUUGAUGAGAUACCAACUGAGUCUAUGCAGUAUUUGUUACUACCUGCAUUGUUAGGAACACUAACAUUGAAGUUGUGUGGAAAAAACAGGAAGGAUGUGAUAGAUGUUGCAGAAAUUUAUUUUAAGGAUUUUUUAACAAGGUGUAAAGAUUAUGGGCUCACAGACCUGGAGGUACCACAGAAUAAUAGUAAUAACCAAAACAUUAUAAGCAGACCACAGAGUGAACAGGAAAAGAUUGUUAGCAUGGUCCAAACGAGGGAAGCAAAGAUCAAGCGGUACAAAGAGGCAAAAGAGUUGAAGGAAAAACUUGCAAACCUUUCCAAAGCAAUGUCAUUACCAAAUGUAGAUGAUGAAACCAAACGAGAGUACACUACAACAAUGUUGCUUAGUUUCAUCAACCAGGCGUUUGAUGAGCUCUCUAGUAUUGAGCAGGAGAAACCUAUUUUGGAAUAUAUGGCAAAGCACAGUGGAGAACCGAAGCCAAAGCAUAGAGAGCAAACGACGCCUCUGAAGCCUGUUAUAAUAACUCGCGACGCUGUGCAGAAGGCGGUUUUCGGAGCAGGAUACCCGUCCCUCCCCACUUUGACCAUCGAGGAGUUCUAUGACAAGAGAGUUAGGGAGGGAACGUUCCCUGCUGCUGGUACUAAUAUACCGCAUGCAAAAAUAGAAAAUGCGGAGGCUGAUGCAGACGAGGCAGACAAAGUGAAAAAGGAACGUCUGAUCGAAGAGGACGAUCCAGAAGAACUGGCCAGGCAACGCAACAUGGACGAAUAUAAAGAUGACCAUCGCCGCGGUUGGGGCAACCGACAUAACAGAAGUUAA